Cinara cedri is the source of this 8747-nucleotide messenger RNA. NCBI's taxonomy places the organism in Eukaryota, Metazoa, Arthropoda, Insecta, Hemiptera, Aphididae. The record is from the annotation of a GenBank genome assembly.
GUCUUGUUUUAUUCAUGUCAUUUGUUUAUUUAAAAAAUUACCCCCCCCCCCCAAAAAAAAGUCAGGUCUAAGUACGGCACUGUACAUUACAUAAGUACACGAUACACAGUGAAGAAUAUUUUAUGAUAACGGUUUGAGAGCAUUAUUUCUUAAGUUUUUUAAUUUUCAUAGUCAUUUUAUUUUGAUCAAAGUAUUGGUUCCGGAUCUCGGUUGUAGUUAUGCUGCUAUUAUUUGGUCGUAUUCUAAACCAUAGAUAGGUUCUUAAAUAUCUUUAAUCGUGGUUCUUAUAGUAUUUUAAUUUUUUAUAUUAGGUUCUUAUUCUAUCCACGCCCUACAGACUAUAAUUCUAAUAUUCUAUGGACUAUAAUCCGUAAUUUUAUCUAUUCUGUGUAUUAUCACUAUUAUCUAUGAUCCGGACACACCUUAACAGAAGCAGGCUGCGUAUUUACUCCAUGAUUUACUCUACCGAAUAAUUAUUAAUGAUAUAAGUACAACUGAUAUUAUAUUUUGUUGGCCUUAUCGCUAUGGUAGAUAUUAAAUAAAUCGCUUAAUCGUGCCGUAACCAUUGAUUACUACAUCUUCCGUGCUUCUGCGCUCAGAAUAUUGUCUAAUCGUAUUUGUAAACAAACACCUAUUUGUUAAAUAGUAGACAAUUUCAACAAUAACUGACCGUUGUCAUAAACUCGUAAUACAUUUUUAAGAAUUCUCACCCAAAACUUACAAAAAGACUUCAAAACGCCUCAUCAAAAUCAAGGGUAAGUAAUGUCCUUCAAUAGGUACAUAUUUCUAAUGGUACAGUAGCAAGUAAUCAUUUAAGAAUAAAAUUGUAUUAAUGGAAUUAAUUUUCAGAGAAAUCAUGAGGAAUAAAAAAGAUAUACACAUUGCAUCUAGUAUGGAUGAGCUAGAAACCCAUAUCAAACUACCUGAUAAAAUGAAGGACUUGAAUUUACUAAUGUAUGAAUGAUUUAAUAAUUUUAAACAACAGUAAAUUUAAUUUGUUAUUACAAUUUCUUUAACACCUAUAUUAUAUUAUUUUAAAUAGACUAAAUGAAAAAGCUGAACAAGUAUUCAAUAAAGCUAAAAAUAAUUAUGAAGAUGAAGAAAAAACAUAUAUAUUAUUGAUGAAGUAUUGUGAAAUUGUGCAAUUAAUGAAAAAACAAUUUAAUCGUGAUGCAAGCUAUAUAGCUGGUAUGAAUAAAUUUCACUUAAGAACAGCAAUUACUAUGUUGACCCAUAUUAAAGAAAGCUUAGAAAAUAGGUAAGUUUUUUUUAUAACCCUAUAAAAACAUAAAACUAUGUAAGUGACUUAAUUUUAUUAAUUGAUUAUAAUAUUACAAUUACUGUCCAUUUUUAGUAUCUAAGAUAAAUUACAAAAUGUAUGAUUUACUUUUUUUUUCAAUUCUAAUAUUGGUUAAAUGAUAAUUGAUAUCUGCCAGCACUUUUCCUUAGUAUGUCUUAAUUUUGGUGUCUUCCAUCACUUACUUCAUGAAAGAUAUUCUAGACUUUUCCCUUCCGGGUUUACCAUUUAUUUUUCAUUAUAUUAUUGUGUUCAUUCGGUUUAUGGACGUUUCCCUUCCUGAAUCAAUAUAAUAUUUUUUUUUACUCGUAAUAAUAGCUUGAAAAUAUGUUCUCUAGUUUUACUCGAAACGUAUAAAAUAUAUUAUAUUUUUAUUGUACGUUAAUAAAUUAAAUUAAAUAAAUUCUCAUGUACUUUGAUAGAACUUAUGUUGAUAGUUGUAUACAAUUAGAAAAAAAAUAUAGAAUUAUAAUACAUACUUACAAGAAAACCUUCAUUAUUUCCACUUUCUUUAUAGAACGUGUUUGAGUCAACUGUUAACUUAAGCUGGUAUGAUAAGAACAAAUAAUAUUUUUGGAAAAGUCGUUUAAUAGAUUUACAACACUAAUUUGUAUUAAUCAUCCAAAUAUAUAGCUUUUUAUUGAAGCUCUACAGAUAAGCAACUCAAGUGUAUCAAUAAAAAAUUUGAAUUUUAGAACAGGAGCUUUCCGUAAAAAUUUGGGUAAUAAUGAUAGGUUAACAAAGUUAUGUGAAAGUUUUUCAAAUGAAGAUAUUUUAAAUUUUUUUAAUUUCAAUAAGCUAUCUUAUCAGAAUAAAAAAAUAUUUGUUAGGAUUUUGAUGAUGUAUAAUGGAAUUUUAUUUAUUUAUUUAUUUGCGUUUGUAUAUUGUUUUUAAUAUUUAUAUUAGUGUAUUUUACAUUAUUAUUACAUUCAAAUUUGAAUUAUACUUAUUUAUUAAGUAAUUUAAUCAUUAAUACAUUUAUCAAUUUGUAUUAUGUAUUAUUGUUUAAUAUUUUUACUUUUAAAUUUUUAUCCUGGAAGGGAGAACAUCCUAGAUUUGUUCACCCAAUGGCUAAGUAGCCAAUUUCUAAGUGUCUGAUCCACAUUUCCUUCUCAGUCAUUACAAAAAUGAAAAAAGUUAUAAUUUUGAGGAAAGCUUAAUUUAACAUUUAUUUUAUAAUUUUAAUGAGUUAUCAAUAUUUGAUCAUAAAAUUUAAGAGAAUAAAAAUGUUGACUAAAUUUUUAAUAUUUUCUUUUUCAUAAGAAUUCAUCAGUCAAAUUUAAUCCACGUAAAUUAAGAUGUACUCAAAAAUGUCAAAUAAAAUGUUUUGAAAAUUAUAUCAUGUCUUGAAAAAGCUUAUAUAAUAGUCUAUUAAUCUAUGACAAUUUCAAGUCAUUAAUUAUUAUUGAAUUACUGAGUUAGCCCAAAACCCAAAAGCAAUUUUGACAAAACUAGUGUAAUAUUUCUGAUUUUCCUACAUUUGUUAGAUUUUCCCAUUAAAGAAAAUUAAAAAUAUUAUUUUGAAUGAUGGCUUCUGCAAUCUGAAGUUUAUGAUUGAAACGAAAUGGUCAAAAUAUUGACAUUAAAAAGUGGAUAAAAUAUAAAUCAACUCAAAAUCUAAAUUAUUAAUGUUUGUGAAAAAGUCCAUUAUAGCUUAAAUUUUUUUUAAAAAAACCUAUUAGAAUAUAAUAUAAUAGGUAUAAUGAAGUAUAUUUAUAUUUGAAAAAAUUAUAUUUUUUAAUUUUUUAGGUAUGAAGAAAAAGCAAAACAAGCAAAUAAUAAAGAGCAGAUUAAAUAUUCUAAACCUAAAGUUAAUGGUGUACGCCCUAAUGAAGAAAAAAACAAUUUUGAAUUUGAAAGUACAAUAAGUAAUAAAGACCUAUUUUUUCUUUUACAAAAUACCAAAAGAAGUAAGAUUUGUCUACUUGAUACAAGACCUUCAGAUGCUUUUCAGGAUUCUAAAAUUACUGCCUGUGAUGUUAUUAAUAUACCAAAAGAAAAUUUAGUCCCAGGGUAUGAAUUAUAUUAUAUUGUUUAUCCAAUAAUAUUAUAAUAUAUAGUAUUUAAUUUAUUAUGCUGAAUAACAAUAUAUAUAUUUUUAGAUUAACAGCAGACUUAUUAAAAAAUAAACUAGAAGGAUCGUUUCAGGAAAAAUGGAUAAAGAGACAUAGUUAUGAUUACAUUGUGAUACUAGAUCAAGGAACAGAAGAUAUUGAAGGUGAUCUAAAAUUAAUUUAUCUAAGGAAUGCAUUACUUCAAUGGGAUCCACCAUAUGAUAAUAGAAAAAAAGUAAAGUUUCUCAGAGGUGGUUACGAAGAUUUUUCUUAUGUAUGUCCAUGGGAAACUUCUCAAUCAGCUGGUCUUACACAACCAAAUAGUGAUGCCGAACAUCUUUCAGAUGUAGAGUUAGAGCCUGAACCUGAAUCUGUGAAACCUGAAAGUAAAAUAUCUUGAAAUACAUUUUAUAUUACUUAAAUUUUUAAACAUUUGAAUUGUUUAAUUAGGUAAACGAGUUCAAUAUCCAUCCUUAGACAGUAUGCAGAAUGAUUUGCUUAAAUUUCAAAUAAAACCAACUGAUAGUUCCAGUGAAGAAGAAAUGGAUACUCAGGAAAUAACUUCGACAUUAAUUGAACCACCUGUGUUUGAUAGAUCUACAAAAGUAUUAAAAUGUAUUUUUUUAUAAUUGACAAAAUUUUAAAUUUUAAAUUCAUUUUUUUCAGCCAUCAAUUAAAAUGAAUCAAUUCAAUAAGGUUGAAAUUAUUAAACCUUUGUACAAUAUUAAUGAUGAAUUAGAUGAAGAAAACAAUGAGGUAUCGGUUUUUUAUUUUAAAAUAAAGUUAAAACAUAAACUAAAUGUGUAUAAUAUUAGUAUUACUAAUAUUUGUUUAUAUAGCUACCAAAUAAUAUUGAACAACUAGAAAAUAGACAAUUAUCCAUUGAUAAUAAUAUUUUAGAAAAUGAGGAUUCCUAUACACUCAACUAUAAAAAUAAAGUAUUAUGUUCAAUAUUGUAUUUGAUUUGUUAAAUGUGUUUUUAAUUAAUAUACAUUAGUUUUUGAUGAAUUAUUAUUUAUUUUAAAGGAAAAAGAUUUUUGUCCAAUUCCACAUGUAGACCGUUCCACUAAGCCAUUGGACGAUUUACUAAAAGUUUCUAAAACACAAAUCACGGUAAGAUAUUUUUUUUCAUAAUAUAAACUAUAGUAUAAUAUUAUAUUUCAAAAGUAAUUUUUUUUAAUUUCAUUAUUUCAAAUAACUCUUUUGAUGAUUGUCCACUACAUUAUAUUUCAUAGUAAAAGUUUUAAUUUCCAAUAUUAAUUAUUGUAUCAAAUUAAUAUUCAAUUUAUAUUGUUUGAUUUAUUAUCAUUAUAGGGAGGAGAUGGGUUACGAGGUUUACUAAAUUUAGGAAAUACAUGUUACAUGAAUUCAAUAUUACAAUGUUUAAGCAGCACUGAAGAUCUUGUAAAAUAUUUUAUAAAUGUAUAUAAUGAAUUCAUCAACCAUGAAAGUAGAACAAAAGGCUUAGUAGCCAGAGAAUUAAGUAAUGUCAUUAAAAAUUUAUGGACAACAUCUGAUAGAAGUUUUUUGUGUCACAAGUUUAAGGUUGGUAUCAGCUGUAAUAUUCCAAUUAUUAUAUUUAUUUACCAAAUGUCAAACAAAGAAUAAUUUUUACCAAGAACCAGUAAUUUAUCUUCAUGGUUUAAGUAAUUGGAAUACUAUAUUUUUAUCACAAAAUGUAAUUUUGAAUUUUUAAAAAAAAUUAAUAUGAUAACUUAUUAUUUAAAUUGUAUUAUAUUAAUUUAUAAUAAUCUAUAAAGAUUUAUUUUAUUUCCUAUUAACUUCUGGAAAAGUAGGAAUAUCUUUUUGUUGUUGAUUUUCAAAACAUUGAAUAAUCAAUAAUAAAAUAAUUAAGUAAAAACAAAAUUAUUAAAAUGGUUUACACUCGUAAAUAAAUAUUUAAAUAAAAAAUGUAUAUAUAAAAAUAAAAUUAAUUAAUUAAUAAAUGCGCCUCCUGGAGUAUUAUGAUAAGUAAGGACCGUAUUUUGCAUAUAAUAUAUGUUCAUAUUUUUAUAAGCAAUUACAUGCAGUAAAUGGAUUUUCUUCAAUCAUACUUAAAUAAAUAAUAUUACAAAUUUUUAUUUUGCAUAUUUUCCUUAAAAACACAUAGUCAUGUUUUUGAAUAUUAUGUAUACAUUUAAAUGUUUUAAUUUAUUUUUUAAUUGUAUAUAUAAGUAUUUUUAUUAAUUUGGUCCACCACACUAAAAUUGAAAAUAUUUUUAAAAAUAAUAUAAAAUUACGUUUCUGUUGAUCAUUAGUUGGUAGGUAGGUACCUAAUUAUACAUAUAUUUUUAUUUUACUUACUUUAUCUAAUAUUAUCACCAAUUAAGUUAGUAGUUAAGUAGUUCGAAGUAUACAUUCAACAAUAGUCAACGUAUUUUAAAAACGGUUCCAUUUUAUAGAACAUUGUUUGUGUUUAUUACUAUACAAUGCCAAAAUAUCCAUGUCUUUUUUCAUCAUUAGUGUUUUGACUUUAUAAUUUUACAAUAAAUAAAUAGCUGUAUUAAUCAAAAGUAAUUUUGCAUAUUUGAAAUUUUUUAAGUGUAUAUUGGCCUACAUAUUUUAAAAUUUUAAAUGCAUAUAAAUCCGGACUUCAAUGAUAUAGUAUAUUCUAUAACCAGAAUAAAAAAUUUGAAACUGGUCAUAUAAUACAUUUAUCAUAAUAUUCCAGAUGAUGCAUUCAUUCAUUUAUUUAUUUUAUUUUUUUGUAUACAUUUUUUAUUUAUACAUUUAUUUACUAUAAUUAUUUACUUUAUCAAAUAAUCAUUCAGUUGAUCUUCAGUUCCAUUAAUUAUAAUAUUAUUCAAGGCACUCCAAUUAACUUGAAACUAAUAAUAAAUGAUGAUUGAUAUUACUACUUAAAGUAUUUUAAAUAACUUAGUCAGUGUGUUGUUCUAAAACAAAAUAGAAUAGAUCUUCACAACUCGUUUUUGUUCAAUUAAUACAUAUGCUUAAUUGUAUCACAUAAAUCUCACUUUGGUAAUGUCACUCAGUCAUUUCGAUAUACAUCAGUAAAUAUUAAUGUGUCCCCAUAAAUGUAUUAGUAUCAUUUACACUCUUAAAAUUGAAAUGACCAUAAACCUAAUUAUUUUGUUAUCUUUUUUUUUUCUUUUAAUACCUAUAUAGGAAACAAUUGGAGAAUUUAAAGAUAUGUUUAAACAUUAUGAUCAACAAGAUUCACAUGAAUUUUUAACCAUUCUAUUAGACUGGCUUCACGAUGAUUUAAAUGAAGUAAAAUAUUAAGUUACAUAUCUAUCUGUAUUAAUCACUUAUUUUUGUUUUUUAUUAUAAAAUUGUUUUAUUUUUAGCCUGUAGACAAUAGAAUUAUUUUAGGUGCUUCAAAAGAAACGGGUGAAGAAGAUUGGGGGCAUUGGACAAAAACUAACAAUUCUAUAAUUCAGCAACUUUUUUAUGGUCAACAAAAAUCAACCGUUUCUUGUGAUACAUGUUUUGAAAAAUCCAUUACAUUUGAACCAUUUUCAAGUCUAAGUUUACCAUUACCAUCAGAAGGAAACAGAUGUACACUUGCAGUAAGAAAACUGUUUUAAUUAUUUAUUGUGUCUAAUAAAUUCAGCCCUAAGAGAUCUUCGACUAAAAGUUUUAUUGUGAAAAAUCAUUCAAAUAAAAUCUUAAAUUGAAACCACAUAGUAAUUUUGUAUAGUCAUGUUCUAUUCUAAUGCCACACGUGUUUUUUUGUGUUUGUUAAACUACUAACAGGCAUAAAUAAAUACCUAAAUAAUAUUAGCACAGUAUGUUAUCAUCACUAAUUUAUGAAAAUUGUUAUUAAUAUAUUAAUAUUUUCAUAGUAUUUAUGUUUUAAAACCCCUUAAUUUAUUUAAAAUAGUAAACAAUUUAAGUUUCCAAAUAAAUACUUAUAAUUUUGAUUUUAAAUUCUUUUUGAGAAUCUAAUUUUAACUAUUAUUUGUAUUAACUACUAAUUAAUACUACUAAAAACUCAUAGUUAUCUAUUAACUAUAGUUAAUCAGUAUAGUGAACAAUAUUUUUGCAUACUUGAAUUUUUUAUAACAUUAAAUUUUAUGUAGUAAUUUUAAGGAAUUCCCUGUAGUGAUAACAAAUGAGAAUCUACAUUUUUUGUUGCAAAUUAUGCUAUUUAAUAGUUUUCUUUUUUUCAAUUUUGACUUAACUGUAAUCAAAAUUUGAAAAAAAUAUUUCUGAGUUAUUCUACUUUAAAUAGGGAUUGGAUACCAACUGGUUGACGGAAGUCAAACUUUAUUUAAAGUAAAACUCCAUCUAUUUGUUGAAUUUUUUGUAAAGAUUUUUAUUUGAAAAACCAAAUUUGGUACCAUCACCGGAUACUCUUUAAAUAUUGUGAAAAUCUAAGUAUUCAAAAAUAUCGGCUUUUUAACCACACUAAAAAGUUCAAAAAAUCAGAAUUUAAAUAAAUACAAAAUUUAACCCAAAAAAUAAGAUGAUCACACUUAGUGAAUCACCUGUACAUUAAUUUGUUAUUUAUUUAUUUCAUACAAUUAAAAUAACACAAAUUGUAUAGAAAUAAAUAUAAUAUGUUAAAUUAUGUUUUAUAUUUACAUUUUUUUUUUUUCAGGAUUGCCUACAAUUAUACUUGAAUGGUGAAUCAAUAUGUGGUUGGCAUUGCCCAAAGUGUAAAUGCAGUAGAGAUGCCACAAAAAAAUUAGACAUAAUGAGGCUUCCACCGUAUUUAAUUAUUCAUUUGAAAAGGUAUUUUUUUAAUACAUACAUUUUAAUUUUAGUUUGAAAAUGCUAAAAAAAAAAAUUUUAGGUUUUCAAGUACUGGAUAUAAAAAAAAUUCAAAUGUUGAAUUUCCUAAAACUGAUUUAAAUAUGUCAAAUUUUAUUAAUGGUAUAGAACAUCGAAAUUGGAAAUAUAGUUUGUAUGGUGUAUCAAAUCAUUCUGGAUCGCUUGAUGGUGGGCAUUACACAGCAUAUUGCCUCAAAAAAUUAAAAAACAAGUAAAAAUUAUAUAAUUACCAUUUGUAUUACAUAUAUACACAAUUAUAUACAUAUCAUAUAUAUAUUAUAAAACUUUCACUAAUUUUCACAGGUGGUAUAAAUUUGAUGAUGUUCGAGUGUAUGAAGUUGAUUCAUCUAUAAUAUGUUCUUCUGAAGCUUAUAUAUUAUUUUAUUGUCGAAAAAAUUUAUUAAUGUUUGAAAACUAAAAAUAAAAUUUAUAGGUAUCUAUUAUUUUGUUGGCGUCUUUUGUCCACAAAUAAGUAUUUUAUUAAAUUUUAAUAGGUAUUGUUUUUAUUAUUAGAUGUUGAUUUGUUGAUAUUGCACACUGUACAUACAAAUAUUUAUAUUUAUAAAUUACUUAUAUUUUUAUAUAAUAUAUUUUGACUUUUUGAUUUUAAAAGUGAAUUAACUACCUAAUAAUAAAUUUAUUUAAUAAUGGUUUAAAAA